This is a messenger RNA of Xiphophorus couchianus (Monterrey platyfish), 4307 nucleotides long. It is a transcript of the gene sox8a, whose product is annotated as SRY-box transcription factor 8a. The record is from RefSeq and is a predicted model, not a curated record. NCBI's taxonomy places the organism in Eukaryota, Metazoa, Chordata, Actinopteri, Cyprinodontiformes, Poeciliidae. Gene Ontology annotation, cellular component: nucleus. Gene Ontology annotation, molecular function: RNA polymerase II cis-regulatory region sequence-specific DNA binding; DNA-binding transcription factor activity, RNA polymerase II-specific. The transcript is spliced from 3 exons. Bases 1187 to 2560 code for a protein of 457 amino acids. Gene Ontology annotation, biological process: negative regulation of transcription by RNA polymerase II; neural crest cell development; morphogenesis of an epithelium.
CAGGAUAUAUAAAUACACAGAUGGUAGCAGAUCGUUGCAAAGGGUUGUUUUAAAAAAAAUUGAAGUACACUGAGUGCUAAAAGUGUCACAAGUUACUUAGACAAGUCGUGUAUAAAGUACAACUGUAAGUGUGAAAUUCAGUAAUAAUAUUGCUAAAUCUGCAUUUCAUAAUUAUGUCAGUGCUAUACACUUAUGGUUCCUUUGCUGCUGCAGUGCUGCUGCAGUGCACCACAAAGAGUUUUGAUGGGGAAAACUGCCGACUUGAUUAUUUUCCAGCGGACAGCCAUUGACACCUUCCUCAAGGAGAGUAAGCGACUAAGGUCUAUUACUAAAGAAGCUCAUUAUUUGCAGAGUUUUGUAUCCAAAGCAAAUAAGCAAAGGUUGGGAAGAAAAAAGUGUGACAGGACUUUUUUUUUUUUAACAAUAGUAAUAAUAAUAAUUACUACCAUAUAUUUCACAAACUGUCCAUUUGUUUUGAUUUAGAAUUCAUUUAAGUGCUAAUAUAUGUUGUUUUGUACCAAAUUGUUUUUGAUAAGUUUAAUGAUGCAGGCUGUUUGCAGGAUACUGAAUACAAAGAAAAUACGGUCAAGUUCAGUGGAAGAAAAAAAUGAGGCAGAAAUGUUUUUAUAAUAAUAAUUACUAUCACAUAUUUUACAAAAUGUCCAUUUGUUCUUUAGAAAAAUAUGAUUAGUGACAUACAAGUCUUAAUGCAUGUCCAGUCUCUAAAUCUGAAGGUCCAAAAUUAUUUUGAGGCACGUUUGGGCCUCAAUAGAAAGGCUUACAUCUUCAGGCUAGUAGAGAAUAAGGGUCCAAGUUGACUGCAAUUUUUAAAAUUUUUUUUUCUCAACAGUUUUCAAAAUUGCAGACUUUCUAAACUUGGAAUUCUGUCUGACGUUGAAUUUUCCAAUUAAUUGGGGAAGGAGGUCCCCAAUGUUUUUCUUUUUUUGUGUGCAAGCCAAUAGAGGAUGGAGGUGGAGAGAUGGCAGAGUUUACUUUUCGAUGAGCUUGUCAAAGUUAUCAUACAUUGGGGAGAAUGUGAAGGGGGAUGGCAGCCCCGUGCCAGAUCUUUCCAGUGAGGGAACUUUCUUUAUUUUCGUGGCGAUCCAGUCACAGCAGCGCGCUUUCACGCAUUUUGGAGAACUUUUCGCGAACUUUGGAGGCGCUAAAAUAAGCCCAGUAACAAACUAUGGCUGAAGCGCACAGCUUACUUACUGAGGAUCCGUGCAGUCCACAGAGCAGCGGCGGCUCUACGCCCCGGCACGAACCGGACCGGGAGCUCGGGAACUCUCCCGCCGGAUCUGACGCGCUGGCGGCUGCGCGUCCCCUCGCUGGAGCGGAGAGCUCCCCGGAGGACGAGCGGUUCCCCGCCUGCAUCCGGGACGCGGUGUCGCAGGUGCUGAAAGGGUACGACUGGUCGCUGGUGCCCGUGCCGAGUCAGGGGGAGAGAGGGCUGAAGAGCAAGCCGCACGUAAAGAGGCCGAUGAACGCUUUCAUGGUGUGGGCGCAGGCGGCGCGGAGGAAACUGGCGGACCAGUACCCGCACCUCCACAACGCGGAGCUGAGCAAGACGCUGGGCAAGCUGUGGAGACUUCUCUCUGAAACAGAAAGGCGGCCAUUUGUAGAGGAGGCUGAAAAGCUGAGAAUGCAGCACAAGAGAGACUAUCCAGACUACAAAUACCAACCUCGAAGACGCAAAAGUGCUAAACUGGGCCAAGGGGACCAGAGACCACAACACCAGCACCAGGCCCAGCAGGGCUUUUAUAAGACGGAAGCUGGGUUGACCCGGCUAGGUGGUAUAGGAGAGGCCCCCAAGCAUUACCAUCCAGACAGACCAGGUCAACCUCAUGGUCCUCCAACACCACCGACUUCCCCCAAAACUGAGCUCCACACUGUUAACAAGCACGAUGCCCAUCAUCCUGCUGACAGUAGCUCCGCUAUUCAUUCCAACCGAAACAUCGACUUCAGCAAUGUGGACAUUUCAGAGCUUAGCACCGAGGUCAUCGGUACCAUGGAUGGCUUUGAUGUGCACGAGCUGGACCAGUACCUGCCCCCGAACAGCCACAGCACAAUUCAUCCAGCCCAGAUGGAACCCGGCAGCCUGAAUGGAUCAUACAUCCCCCAAAGCGCCCAAGCUCACUCACACAGCACAGUCAACUGUACCCUCAAAACACCUGAAGGGACAUCAGCGGAGGUACCGCAGGAGGACACUGGUCAAAAACCUCAGAUCAAAAUAGAGCAGAUGAGCCCCGGCCAUUGCAGCUCGUCACCUUCCUCUUCUACUUCACCUGCUCCGCCUUCACACCGACCUCAGUACACCUCUCUUAGCUCCUCCACCUCCGUGUCUCCUCCUAACCCGCCGGACUACACUGACCUUCAGAACGCCAGCCUCUACGGCGCGUUUUCAGGUUACCCCGCCGGCCUGUACCAAUAUCCGUACCUUCACUCAUCUCGCAGGUCGUACGCCGCUCCGCUCAUCAACAGCCUGGCUUUGGUGCCGCCUCCACGCAGUCCUCCCUCUGUCUGGGAGCAGCCCGUCUACGCGUCACUCUCCAGGCCUUGACAGGGACUGUCAAGGCCUCAGACUCAACCACAGCUCACAGACAGUAGACAAAAUCUCAUCUGUUUCUGUGAAAAACAUCACGGGCCUGUGUUGUCAUGUAGAAGAAAUCUCAAGACUGACAAGUACUUAGAAAUAUGUUUGAAUUUGGAUGUCUUGAAAGGGCAAAUCAAUAAAAUUCUCCAGACUCAAAUUCAUUUGGCAUUCCAUACCUUUGUAGUUUUAGCUGAACCUUUAAAAAAAAUCCUUACAAUCAAGACAUCUGCUAACACCCACCUUGCACCAGGGUUGUCUCAUACCACCUUUGACAACCGGGUUGAUGAUGUCAUUCUAAUAAAUAAUAUCUGCCAAAUGAAGGUAGCUCAUAGGUAUAUUAAUUUAUCAAUAGUCAUAAUCUAUCAUAUUUGACAAUAGUCAUCUGGUUCAAAUGGAGUUUAAAAGUAAAAUACAUACAAAUAGGUGGUCUUAAGUACUGUACAAUGUACAAUGAAAUUAUAUGUAAGAUUGAAGCUUUUUAAAGACUAUUUCAUUGAAAAAUUCAUGAAAAUAUCUCAGCAAAUUUUGAUAUGCCAUGGUUUAAGUGCCUGGGUACCAAGGAUGGAGUCAGGACUGGUUCUUGCUAGACCAAGAUCGCACCCUCCAAGAGCAAGAGCAGCUCUUCUGAGACCAAGACUGAGACAUAACAAUCUGAGACCGAGCUCAAGAUCAGGAAAAAGCAGGUUGAGACCGGUCUCGAGACUUCUAUCCCUGAUGGGCACCAACUUUGUUUAUGGGUUAUAAAAUUGAGACAAGACGCAACAAAACAGCAUAGUGUGGGUACAAAAUGGGGAGAACAAAUAGAGUUUAACGGUACCUGCCACCAGUCCAGCUGGUAGUAGUUUAGGACAGUUUCUUAAACAUACUUGAGCAACAAAACCACCUGUAGGUUGGGACGUGGCUCCCAACAAUUUCCACUUCUCUAAAAGUGAAACAUUCACAACAAAUUGACCUCUUUGCAGGUAUUUUUUAUUUAUUAUACGUAUAUUAACUGCCCAGGUAAUCUACCAUGAAUGUUUUGGACUCCGGAAAGAAACCUAUGCAGAGGGAACUCAACCUACCGUUGUGAAAACAUUCAAAGCAAGUUUGAAUCCACAAGCUGCCUGGCGACAGUCCUGCAAGCCUGCUGUAAUCUCAUGGUAUUUAUCGAAUUCAUGUUUUAAUUGCUCUUGUCCACUGUGCCUUGGUCUUUUGCUUAUAAGGUUUCCAGUUUGCAUGAAAAAAAAUCAGAGUUUAUUUUUUGUAACUUGUGCAAUUUGUGAGAUGAUUUAUCUAAUGUGGGACCUCAGCUGAAUAAAAUGGCUCUGAUUGAUUGUAGAGGGUGUGGCUUAUUGCAAAGUAUUCUAGCGUCACAUUACAUAAGAAUAACAUUUCUUAGGCAACAAUUAUAGAUCCAAAAGGCUUUAAUCAGAUAUUAUUGUUAAAGUCAUUCUACAGAUACAAGACAUUUUAUAGUGUAUUUUGUAUGGUGUGCAGAGACAGUAGACUUUAGCUCAGAAGAUGUGUUUACAACUAGGGGCAACAAAUAAAAGCACCAAAGGAAACAAUUUGUUUAGAAUUUCUUAUAAGGUUUAAAUGGAGCAGUUUAGUGAUAUGAUUGAGCACAUCUCCCCAGUGGAGACUAAUAAUGUUUAUAUGGAUAGAAAAAAUGUUUGAUUAUGUUUUCAGAUUUUGGUCUCUUUGGUCAAGUACCUUAUUUUGCAUUUUAAAAAAA